Molecule: messenger RNA, 1026 nt
Organism: Fusarium graminearum PH-1
Lineage: Eukaryota; Fungi; Ascomycota; Sordariomycetes; Hypocreales; Nectriaceae
Exons: 4
Coding region: 1-1026 (341 amino acids)
Source: RefSeq, a predicted model, not a curated record
AUGUCGGCUUCGGGUGAUUGGGGCCCGGCUCCAGCUGGAAUUGACCUCACAGAGGACCAGGACGGAGAAAUCCUGCGACCGGUCAUAGCCUUGAUGACUCUGGGCAUAAUCGCCGUAGCAAUCCGGCUGGUUGCCAGGUGUACGGCAGCACUGUGUAUCACGAGCAUUCCCUUUGGGGGCGGAAAGCACCUUUGGGUAGUAACCUUCUCCGAAUUCACUGUAUUGUGGAAGUUGGCAUAUUCAUUUGUCUUGAUCUACGCAACAACUGUGACAUUGACAAAGGCGUCAAUCUUGCUGUUUUACCGAAGAGUAUUCGGCAUCAACCUCGCACAUCGAAUUUGUAUGGGCCUGGUUCUCGGCUAUUGGGUCGCCAUCACCAUUGCCUGGGUUUCGGGCUGUCGACCUGCGAGUUAUUUCUGGGAGCAAUUCACCGAUCCUGACGCUGAAGGAACUUGUAUCAACACGUCCCUUUUCUAUUUCGUCAAUGGCAUCUGCGCCAUGUUGAUUGACAUUGCUAUUCUCUGCGUGCCAAUUCCUACCAUCCUCAAACUGCGAAUGCCAAAUAGUCAAAAGAUCGCCGUGGCAGGAAUCCUCCUUGUUGGCGCUUUUGUUUGCAUUGCCAGUAUCGUCAGAAUCUUCUAUAUGGACAAGUUGGUCAAGGCCCAAGACUUCACAUGGGCUAUGGCUCAGGUAUUCAUUUGGUCUUGUUGCGAACCCCUCGUCGGUAUCGUAUGCGCUUGCCUGCCGACAUUUGGCCCCCUUCUGCGACGAUGGUUCAGGACGGUCGCGUCAACAGCCGAAGUGAACAGCAAUUCCAACUCCUGGAAUCCAAACAAGCCUAGAAGCCAAUGGAAGCCAUAUCAUGGCGGCUUCAGGAUACGCCAAGACGACGAGCUGGAGCUGACUGUUGAUGUUUCUCACGGUAAUGCUCAGUUCGAGGGACAAGGAGGGACUGGCAUCCAUGUGCAGAACGAGUUCACCUGGGCCGAUGCCGAUGGAUCGGUGGGGUCACGUAAACAUUCCUGA